GACGCCUCGGAGAAUUCUCAGGAUGAGGAGCAGUCCAAAGCCAAGAGACAGUUUCUCAUGAGUGGUUUGCCGGAUUCCUUAAAGCGUCACAUCGCCAAAACCACCGCCCUGAGGGAGGCCUACGCUCUGUCCAGCCUGUCCUUCCACAGCGUGCUCCAUGUGCAGCAGAGGGAUGGGUGUGAGAAGUGGGAUCUGGCCAUGCCUCGUUGCCCUUUGUUGAAGGACCUUGUGACGGUCUCUGUGGACCUUCCAGACGUCGCCUCGUUCACCAUGUCCAUUGGGGAUUUUACCUCCUGCGCUGUACCUCUCACUCCCCAACAGUUCCCUGACCUGGUGAGCAGGAGACCGGCGUUCUCAGAAGUCAUUAGAGAAUGCCUCCUGGAGGAGAUCCGGUGCUACAACCCUCAGUUCCCAGUCAGACGCUUCUUCACCCAGUUCCUGAAGAAGCAAAAAGACUACCUGGCUCUACAGGACACUAAUAAACCUGGUGGGCAACAGCCGGACAGAAAUCCCUCAAUAGAGGAGAAUGGGGCCAAGCCGAAGGGAAAGGACUCGCUGGGCCUGAAAUCUAAGAAGAGGAAAGGGGUCCUUACUAAGGAGGAGCCUGAGGGGGAGGAGCUAGCUGGUAAAUCCAGAAAGAAGCGUCUGUCCAGGGGGUCUCUGAGGAGAAACGCUCCACCUGAGGAAGCCGAUGUCAUCAUCAUUGAGGAGGAGGAGGCGGCGGCGGCGACCGCCGCGCCAGAUACACAAGGUCCGGUGUGGGAAGACGUUCUGUGGACGGAGAAAUAUCAGCCGCAGAGCUCCACUGAGCUGAUUGGAAAUUCUGUCGCCAUCAGGAAGUUGCACAGCUGGCUUAGGGAUUGGAAAACCCGAGCUGAGAAGGAGGAGAAGAAGACUCAAAUGCAGAAGACGGAAAAAGACAAGAGUGACACUUGGGACCAGGAUGACUUCAAUGGUGAGGACAGUGAUGAAGACUCCCUGUGUAACACCAUGCUCAUCACUGGGCCGCCGGGUGUGGGGAAGACGGCCGCGGUGUACGCCUGCGCUCAGGAGCUCGGAUUUAAGGUGUUUGAGGUGAAUGCUUCCUGUCAGCGCAGCGGGCGGCAGAUCCUGGCGCAGCUUAAGGAAGCAACGCAGUCUCACCAGGUGGACCAGCAGGGCGUCAAUGCACACAAGCCGUGCUUCUUCAGCAGCUACAACUUGGGCAAAUCUCCCAGAAAGAUGCAUUCCCCGAAGGCUGUGGUGUCUUCUCCCAGGAAGCCUCCGAUGUCACCCAGAGGAGGGAAGAAAGGCCUGGCCCCCAAGUCACUGGCCAACUUCUUCAAAGCGGCACCAAAGCAGAAGAUUGAGGAGAAGAAGGCGGCACCAGACCCUGGCAAAGCAGUGUCCGGUGGGAAGACCUGUGAAAACAAAGUGGUAAAACCUUUCAUCUCAGAGAAGGGGGCAGAAGAGACCCAGAGGAAGAGCGCCACCUCCCUUAUUCUCUUCGAGGAGGUUGAUGUGAUAUUUGAUGAUGAUUCCGGAUUCCUAAGUGCAAUAAAGACUUUUAUGAGCACGACGAAGAGACCUGUCAUUCUGACAACCAGCGAUGGGAUGUUCGGUACGAUGUUCGAUGGUUUCUUUGAAGAUAUCACUUUCAAUACACCGUCCGUGGUGAAUGUGUCCAGUUAUCUGCAGGUUCUUUGUCUGGCUGAGAAUCUCAGGAUGGACACAAAAGACCUGAUGACACUUCUAACCGCCAACAAAUGUGACAUCAGACAGAGCGUUCUUCAGCUGCAAUUCUGGGCUCGUAGCGGAGGGGGAGGACUGCGGGACAAGGAGCUGCCUCCUCCAGCUGGUCUACAACAUGGGGGGGUGUCCGCUGCAGAGGAGCAUGCUGGGAAAAGAUGUCCCAAUUCUGUAUCAGAAAUAAAUCCCAAAGAGCUUCCGGGGUGUAACUUCGGCUGUGCAGAAAACCUGAUGGGACUCGGCAAUGUAAUCCCUCCAACAGAAGGCCUGCUCCCAUUUCUGAAGGGUAAAAUCUCCAAACCUGAGGAGUCGGGGAGGAUAAUUCGGCUGUUAUCGGAGUUCCAAUCCAUAAACAAGGACUUCAUUUCCACCAACCUGGAGUACCUCCUGCCACUACCGCUGCGUGUCAGAGAACCACAAGUCCCUGCCCCCUGUGAGGUCAUAGAACCGGCCCCACCCACCGAGGAUGACAACAUAAAGAUGUCGGCACAGAUGAAGCGGAGGAGGAAGUUGGCGUUGCUCGAUGACAGCGACUUGUUUGAUAAUGAAUCCAAUUCUCUGGAUGAGAAGCCUCCUGAUAAGAAGAAUAUUGAUGAAGCGGAGGAGGACAGCCGAUCCAAUAUGGAUGGAGAGUCGGGGAGAGCGGCCCCCCAUAAUGCCCCUCUACGUAGGACACUGACCGGGGCAGAACUGAAAUCCUCCAGCCUGGUCUUCACCUGCCUGGACUCUCUGGCCGCCUUUGCUGACAAUCUCUCCUAUCUGGACUGCUGUACAUGUCCGGCUGCUGGCCAGGAGGAAGCCUGCAAUCUCAACUGGACAGAGAGUAGGCUAAGGCAUGGCCUUUGUGAUAGCCUGAGGAUAGAGACGGGGGAUGGUAUGAUCGCACAGAGUGCGGGGGAGAUCAGAGCGCACAUAGAAGGCCUUGCUUUUCACAAGUGCUCCUCUCAUCUCACUAAAGCCUUGGACACCUCCCUGGAGAAGUGCAGACAGGCUGGACGGGACCCAACGGAGGAGCUCACCCUUCAUGUGUCCAAAUCUCGGGAGGAGGUGUACUUCGGUCAUCCCUUCACCACUACAAACACGGCAGAGAGCCGGCUCUCCAUAGUGAGGACCGUUCUAUCCAACAAAGCGUUCGCCGCGCUCGGCAACAGACAAGUCAAUGUGACGGAAUAUCUUCCCGCCCUGCGCAGCAUUUGUCGCAUCCAGAAGGCGAAGGAGGAGGGGAAGACAAAGCGCAGGUUUCUUCAUUAUUUGGAGGGAAUCCACCUCGAGUUCCCGAAGACGACGCUCAACAGUCUGGCGGCAGAUUUCCCAUAAUCCUCAGCUGCACUGUGUGCAGGAAUAGCGUGAUUUAGCGUAGGGAUUGGGAGGAGCCUGUGUCCGCCGGUGUACAGAUCCCCUGUGUGUGUGUGCGAUUAAUUUAUUCACUCUUAGAUAUUUUAUUAUUCAAUCCUACACUUCAGAAUUACAUUGUAUAUAUUACCCCCCCCCCUUUGCGUGUGUGGGGAGGGGACUGAACCAAAAUAUUACACCCCCCAUAGACUAAAGGGGCCCCCCCCCCUGCACUGCUGACCUACAAUUCUAUGUACUGAACCCCCCCCACCCCAGAGCUCUGCUGCCAGUAUAUACUGCCCCCACCCCAGAGCUCUGCUGCCAGUAUAUACUGCCCCCCCCCACCCCAGAGCUCUGCUGCCAGUAUAUACUGGAAGGACUGGUCGGACUGGUCUCGCCACGUGAAUCUGGAAAUAAACCGCAAUCUGUUGUCAAAACAACCUCCAGCCCUCAUCAUGAAGAAUGGAGGUUCUUGUUCCCCUCCCCCAGUACUCUGUAUAUAGCGCUGCAUUGUAUAUAAUGUGUACAGCCCGGUAUGUCUCCCCCCCCCCCCCCC
This is a messenger RNA of Rana temporaria (common frog), 3616 nucleotides long. RefSeq names its product ATPase family AAA domain containing 5 (gene ATAD5). The record is from RefSeq and is a predicted model, not a curated record. Gene Ontology annotation, molecular function: DNA binding; DNA clamp unloader activity; ATP hydrolysis activity. Gene Ontology annotation, cellular component: nucleus. NCBI's taxonomy places the organism in Eukaryota, Metazoa, Chordata, Amphibia, Anura, Ranidae.